AUGGCUGAAAAAUACACUUUGGAAAAUUUUUUGGAACUGAAAAACGUGAAUGAUAGGUAUAUUGUUGACCUAAACACAGAGAAAAAACAAUUUUCAUAUAAGGAGUUAUAUGAAGAGAUAGAAAACUUCCUAAUUUUUUUUAAAAGUAUAAAUAUCAUACCGGGUGAUGAGAUUUCCAUAAUUUUGUUUAAUAGCAUUGAAUAUGUGUUAUCAUUUUUAAGCAUAAACUUUAAUAAGAACAUAUGUUUACCGCAAAAUACAAAUCUGAAAAAAGAAGAGUAUAUAAAAUAUUUAGUUAACAAUUGCAAGUAUAUAAUUAUACAUGAUUAUAAUGAAAAUGAUGAAAAUUACGCUAGCAUUAAAAAUAAACAUAGUUAUUACAAAAAUGUUUGUGCAUAUAUAGAGGACUUAGCUGAAGAAUACCAAAUUGGUUUAAUUAAAAUAAAAAAGAACAAAACUAAACCGUAUUUUACGUAUUCAUAUACAGCAAAUGGGAUUGACAAAAAUGAUAGUAAAAUGGUAGCUUCAAAGGAACCGCUAAAAGGGGUAGGUAACCCAAAGAAUGAUAUUUGUCUACAUUUGCACACAUCAGGUACAACAAGUAAAGUAAAAAUAGUACAAUUAACAAAUAAUAAUAUUAAAACAACGAUUAGAAAUAUUAUAAAUUCGUAUUAUAUAAAUAAAGAGGACAACACAGUUAUUGUUAUGCCUUUAUAUCAUGUGCAUGGAUUAAUUGGUGUGUUAUUACCUAUACUUUUUUCCAAAGGGAAUGUAUUAUUUCAAGUUGGUCAUACGUUUAGUGCCUCGGAAUUUUGGGAAAAUGUAGUACAUUAUAAUAUAACCUAUUUUUCAGCUGUUCCUACUAUACUUAAUAUAUUGUUAAUAAGAUAUGAAAAAGAUUAUAUAAUAAAAGGGAAAAAAAAUGAUGAAAAAGUACAGCACAAGUUGAAAUUUAUUAGAACUUCAAGUUCUUAUUUAGACGAAAAGUUAGAAAAAGAAAUUGAAGAAAAAUUUGCAACAACAGUUCUACAAGCAUAUGGAAUGACAGAAGCUUGUCACCAAGUAAGUUCAAAUAAAUUUAUUAUGAACAAUUCAGAAAAUGUUAUAUCAGGAGUAAAUAAAAAGUAUAAAAGUGUUGGGAUACCAAAUGUAGGAGUUAUAAUAUAUAAUGAAGAGAAAAAAAAAAUAUGUGAUUAUAAUGAGUUGGGAGAAAUAUGUAUCAGCGGAAAAAAUAUUAUGUAUGGUUAUAAAGAAGCAAACGAUAAUGAUCAUAUAUUUGUUUAUGUGAAUACAAUAGAGCAAAAAACAAAUUAUAUGAUGAAGAACAAAUUUUUAGAAAUAUCUGAAAGGGUUCCUUUCUUUAAAACAGGAGAUAUUGGGUAUAUAGAUGAAGAUAAUUUUCUUUUUAUUUCAGGAAGGAUUAAGGAUAUCAUAAAUAGAGGAGGAGAAAAAAUUAUUCCAAAUGAGAUAGAUGAUGUGUUAAAAGGGAACAAACUGGUUAGGGAUUGCUUAACCUUUGCAUGUAAAGAUGAUAUAUAUGGUGAAGUUAUUAACAGUGCAGUAAUUCUGGAUGAACGGGGAUUAAUGAUCGAUGGUAAUGGGGAGGUAUAUGCCAUUCAGGCUGGGCAGAACAGUCAGACCAACCAAACCAGUCAGGCUUGUAAAUCUAAUCUGAGUAUGACUUUAACAACUUCGAGCCUCUCUCCACAUGUGAGUUCGGAAAAAAAAGAUCCUAUUAAGGAAGAGGGAGAAGUAGACGCACUGAAAGAAUAUGACAUUAACAUGUCCAUAAAUCUUAAUUUGUAUUAUUACAAGUACAGAGAAGAAUUAAUGAGUUACGUGAAAAACCGUUUAGCAAAUUUUAAAGUUCCCAAGAAUGUAUAUUUUGUUAAUAAUUUUUUAAAAACGGACACAGGAAAAUUAUCCAGAAGAAAAGUUUCAGAGAGUACUGAAAAUUUGAAGAAAAUGGAAAUAAACGUUUUUGAUGUAAUUGCAUUAAUUUUUAGAAAGUAUGAAAUAGAUUAUAUAUAUGGAUUGUAUGGAAUACCAAUAAAUAAAAUAAUCUACAGUUUUAUUAAAAAUGGUAUUUAUUAUAUAAGUUUUCGAAAUGAAAUAAAUGCAUCCAUAAGUUGUAAUUAUGUUAACUAUUUUGAUAUGGAUCAGAACAAAAAAAAAAAAAAAAAAAAAAAAAUUGGUAUUUUAUUAACAUGUUCAGGUCCAGCAUUUAUAAACACCUUAAGUGGUUUAUAUAAUGCAAAAAUUAAUCAUUUCCCAAUGGUAUUAAUAUGUUUUGAGAAUUAUAUAGAUGAAAAAAUAAGUUUAUUUGAAAAAUAUAAUAAUUUUCAAUACUUUGCACAAUAUAAUUUUUUGAAAAAAGCAAAAGAAAUAUGUUUUGAGUCAUAUCAUGUAGAUUCAUUAGAAUCUUUUUCUGAACAAUUUCAUAACUGUGUAUGUACCGCUAUUAAAAACAAAUAUCCUGUAUAUUUAAAUAUUGAUUACAAGUUAAUAGGGGAAAAAAUAACAAUAGACAAUGCUAUUAAAACUUUGGAAGUAAGUGACAGAAAUGUAGAAGCUUAUUUUGGCUAUACGAUGAACAGAAUAGUACCGAAUGAAGAGCAGUUAUUGUUCGCUAAACUAGUGGAUUCCUUUUGUAAUAUAUAUAAAUCAAAUAAAAAGGGAGUUAUAUUUUUAGGUAUUAACUGUAAUGAAGGUAUUAAAUAUAUAUUGAAGAUAGCACAACUUUUGAAAUUGCCUAUUUAUACAACUGCUAUGGCUAAAUCUUUUAUAAAAGAAAAUUAUGUAUAUAAUGUUAAUGCAUGUAAGUCGUACCUAUUUGAAAAUAUUGAUUUUUGCUUUGCUAUUGGAUCUUUGUUUAAUUUUUAUUUUAAUUUUGGAAAUUUUAAAAAUUGUAAAAGACAAAAUAUGAUAUGUAUUGAUUUGAAGAAUGAUCAAUAUGAACAGGGGAACCCCUCUAUUUGUGAUCAUUAUUUUUUUUUCGAUUUAUAUUAUGUUUUAAAAAAUUUAUAUCUUAAAAUUAAGAAGAGCCCUAUCACAAUUGAUGAGAAUGUGGAUAUAGAUGCUAGGAAAAAAUGGAUAGCAGAUUUGGGUGAUAUAAAAAAAAGAACUAUAGACAAACUUUGCAUGGAUGUAAAAAAUGUCUAUUUUGGAAAAUAUGAAAAUUGUGGGAAUAACAAAUUCACGAUGGAACAAGCUCUGCUAAUUAUUCGGAACAUUCUGAUUGAUUAUUUCUUUUCAAAAAAUGGCAUUGAUGAGAUGUUUAAAAAAAAAUAUUUUAUAAAUUAUUUAAAAUAUGUAGAUAGUAAGUUAAUAGCUGAUUUUGUGAACACUGCGCAUGAUAACAAAAGUGUAUGUUCUGACUCCAUCAGAGGAGCCCUAAAUAUGUUAUCCCCUUUAGCAACAGAUGAUGAAGUUCCCGAAGAGGACUGCGACUUGAGUGAUAGCAGCUGUGAUGAGUAUCUGUCGGAUGAACAAGUAUGGAAGAGUUCUACAGAACGAAAUAGCACCAACAACGGUGGUAAUAAUUGUGGUAGUAAUAAUCGUAGCAAAUGUACGGCAUAUUCAAAAUUCCUGACGAAGGACAUAAAAGAAAGAAUUAUAAUCACCAAUGAAGGGUCCAUAACGUUAAUCCUUGGAAUAUUGUAUUUGCCCAAAUUUGGUCCAUUCAAUUAUGUCAUACCACAGAUUAAUGGAAUGAUGGGGAUAGCAAUGAAUGCAUCUAUCUCUGCAGCUUUGAACAAUUCUGGAAAUAUCGUUUUUUCUAUAUUAGGUGAUUCUUCCUUUGGGUUCACGUCGAACGAAAUUGAGACCAUGUGCAGGUUAAAGUUGAAAAUUGUCCUCAUAAUUUUUAAUAAUAAUGGCAUAUACGGAGAUAGGGACUACCAAGAGAAGGGGGUAAAGAAGGUGAAAGGAAACGAGAAAGAUGACGAGAAAGGAGUUGUGAAAGAUGCCUCUAGGGAAAAGGGAAAAAUUGUCGAUACCAAUUUUUACUUGAAAAAUCCGUCCUCUUUAUACUUUUUCAGCAAAUAUGAAAAUUACAUUAUUUCACAUGGAGGAUAUGGUUGUUACAUUGACAACAAAGAAGAAUUUAUAAAAAAAAUGAAAUAUGUAACAGAUGAAAACUUUAAGAAUUUCCCUGCAUUGCUUAAUGUAAUUAUUCAAGACAAUGGUUCUGUUAACUUUCAUUUUGAUAAACUUAUACAAUAA
This is a messenger RNA of Plasmodium malariae, 4224 nucleotides long. It is a transcript of the gene ACS12, whose product is annotated as acyl-CoA synthetase, putative. Lineage: Eukaryota; Apicomplexa; Aconoidasida; Haemosporida; Plasmodiidae. The transcript has a single exon. Gene Ontology annotation, molecular function: medium-chain fatty acid-CoA ligase activity; magnesium ion binding; thiamine pyrophosphate binding. The record is from RefSeq and is a predicted model, not a curated record. Bases 1 to 4224 code for a protein of 1407 amino acids. Gene Ontology annotation, biological process: fatty acid metabolic process.